Laccaria bicolor S238N-H82 is the source of this 810-nucleotide messenger RNA. RefSeq lists its product as uncharacterized. Gene Ontology annotation, molecular function: cysteine-type endopeptidase activity; cysteine-type deubiquitinase activity. Gene Ontology annotation, cellular component: cytosol; nucleus. Lineage: Eukaryota; Fungi; Basidiomycota; Agaricomycetes; Agaricales; Hydnangiaceae. Gene Ontology annotation, biological process: protein deubiquitination. The record is from RefSeq and is a predicted model, not a curated record. The transcript has 6 exons. The coding region runs from base 1 to 810 and encodes 269 amino acids.
AUGCUUUCUCAAGAAUCAGAAGCGUUUAACUACUUGGCUCCUACAUUCCGCGGAAAACUGAAGUCUGUCGUGAUGUGCAACUGUCAUCUGCCUUUGAAAUUGCCCGACAAAGAGAGAAAACCCACAGCACAUAUCUCCGAAUUGCCGUUCUACGUUCUUGAGCUUUCCCCAGACUCCACUCAACUACCAAAAUCUGGAGUUCCUGUCAACAUAGCUAGUAUCAUCGAAAGCAGCCUGCUGAUACGCGGAAGUUUUGUAUGCCCUACCAUAAAGGGACCAUCCUCGGUUGCUGAGCAGACGAAGUCGUUUACGCAGCUGCCUCGGGUGCUCAUCAUAUCACUUCACCGCUUCGAGAUCAAUGUUUACAAUGCGUCCAAAGGCAAGAAAUCCCGCGAAAGGGUCACCCUGUUCGGCAAUGAUGUUCUUGCCCCACUUGAUGGUGGUAGCACAAAGAAGUACCAUCUCUACGCAGUAGUGGCUCAUACGACCGAUGAUAAGAACCCCAGCAAGGAGCUGGAUGUUACGUUUGGCUCCAAAGGAGUUGCAAUUGGUCAAUAUAUUGCAUAUGUACAGUAUGGCCCCAAGGAUAAACAGCAGUGGUAUGAAUGCACGGACGGUAAAUCCACGGAUGGUGAACGCACGUAUAGUGAAGUCAAGGCUGUCAACCCUGAAACAAAUCCUGUCCUCAAAGUAGGUGGCGAUCACAGGAAAUUCUUUUGUGCAUCCGUUGAUAGCUCUGCUUUUCAGGAAUUCAUUGAAAGGAACGCCCAAUUGCUCUUCUACAGAGAAGUCGAUGAGAUUUCUACGUAA